Molecule: messenger RNA, 1247 nt
Organism: Myxocyprinus asiaticus (Chinese sucker)
Lineage: Eukaryota; Metazoa; Chordata; Actinopteri; Cypriniformes; Catostomidae
Exons: 3
Coding region: 199-507 (102 amino acids)
Biological process (GO): SNARE complex assembly; vesicle fusion; vesicle-mediated transport
Cellular component (GO): plasma membrane; SNARE complex
Molecular function (GO): syntaxin binding; SNAP receptor activity
Source: RefSeq, a predicted model, not a curated record
AGCUUUGUUUGCAAAUGAGUUCUGUAAUAUUUCAUCCUGUUCUCUUGAAGUAGAGUUAAAGCUCACAGGAAUGAGAAGUUGCCUCUACAAAUCAAACCUCUAGAAGAAAUGGUAACAAUCUUGGGCUGAACUUUUGAAAAACACCAGCAAUUACAUCUAACUUUUUUGGAUUUUAGGAAGUUUCUACAAAGUACAAGAAUGGCUAACUACAACACAGAAGCACAGGCGCCUACUAAACUCAGUCAAGUUCAGGAUCAAGUCAAUGAUGUUAAAGUGAUUCUCAAAGACAACAUCAACAAAGUACUGGAGAGAGGAGAGAGGUUAGAUGACCUGAUCGGCAAAACUGAUGACCUUCAGGCCACGGCUGACUCAUUUCAAAAGACGUCCACACGUGUUGCCAGAAAGAUGUGGUGGAAAAACAUUAAGAUGAUGAUUAUAAUUGGAGUGGUAGUGCUUGCCGUUGUUUUGUUAAUCAUUCUGUUAGCAACAGGUGUGAUUCCCUCAUAAUAUGAAACAAUGUUAUUGUACAAAUGAUCCCAUUCAAUAAUAUGAAUGGUUCAUUACAUCUACAUCCUUGUAAAUGAUAACUGAAUGGCUUUUUAACAUAUAAAAUAACUUUUGGUCUGGAUAAAUAUAUGUGUAUAGUGCUAUUCAUUGGUGUUCUAUACAUUUAAUAGGAUAUAAAAUAUAAAUCUGUGAAGAGUAUGUCAAUAGAGGUUUUGUACAUAUGCUUGAUCUGAUAUUUCUUGUACUGAUUGGGCUGAAAAAAUAGCACAAUUAAUUGUAAUUAUACUCAAAUAAAUGUUUCAGAAUGUAUUUUUAGCUUUUAGUUUGAGACUAACCACUGUGACUUGACGCUUUCAUCCCAGGGGAAUCAGAACUAUUUUAGUCAUUGUAUUUAAUAAAAAAUAUACUGUCAAGGCAACAUAUAGGGAAUUGUAACAUAGUUGCAUACCUCCAGUAGGCCUUUGAGUCUUCGGUACGGCUGGAAGUUUGUAAAUUUGAUGAAAAUGUCUCAUGUGACUCCUGCAAUGCAAUUUCAAGCUUUAAACUACUGUAAAAUCACUUUGUACUCAUGUCACUGAAUAUAAACCUGACAAAGUCCAUGCUCUGGGUUUAUUGUGGAAUGUUUUUGUUGAUAUCUGCUUUUAAAGUUUAAAUUCAUGCUCUUGAAUGUAGCAAUGUGUAGCACUGUUUUUGUCAAGAUGAUGUUUAACCUAAAUAAAUAAUAUGUUCUAUUGUGGAAA